UUAAAAUUGUCAUUGAAAAACGUUGAUUGCUUGGUGUUCAGGCCACACAUGAUUAUCUGUUCGUUAUUUAGUUAAAUAUAUAUUGGCUAACAUUAAAAGUAUGUCGGAUUCAGAUGAAGUAAUAACUAGCGAUCUAGAGGACGAAUCCAUUGGCGAUAGCUCAAAAAGUGCAUAUGCUGAAUUGCCUAGCGGUGAAAUCAUUAUUGAAGAAUCUGGAACUGAAAGCUCUGAUGAAAGUAUUGUAAUUCGAAAGCGUAAUAGUAAUGGGGCAAAAAGCCGCCGACGUAUUAUUCAGUCAGAAUCGGAAGAGUCUGAUGAGGAUGACGAGUCUGAUGAGGAUGACGAGUCUGAUAGACAGGCCUUAUCACCACGCACUCGAAUGAGUAUUACAGGGGUAAGGCCAGAGGACCUUUCGGAUUCUAGCGAAAUUGAGUACUCGGACGCGCGAUCAGAAGUAGAAGAUUCAGUGGAAAAGCACAACACAGAAAAUGGAGAAGAAUCUCACACUCUUAAAGUUAAAAACUCAUUUGUGGAUGGAUCAGCGUCGGAGGCAGAAGCUGAAGAACACACUACUGAAGAAGAAACGACAAAUAGCAUUAUUGAUGAGGGCGAAACUGUGAAAGCAAAAUUUGUGGAGGACACAAACAAAGUAGCAAAUGUUCCUGUUACACCGAAAAAUAAUCAAUUUCAAACGAAACAAGCCAAUGUUGACUCACCCAUGAGCUCAGGUCGAUACAGUAUGCAGUUUGAAAGAGCUAUAAAAGAAAAAUUAUCCUCUACCAUCUAUCAGGCAAGUCCAAAAGAUACAUAUCGAUCCCGAGUAGAUACGUCCGAUGAAAGUGAUGUUCAGGUGAUUAGUUUUAAGGAGAAAACCAUAGAAAUUGGUAGCAGUAGUGAUGAAAGUGAUCAGGAGAAUAUACCAACAACCAAUACUUCCAGCUACUUAAAAGGAGAAUUGAUUAAACCUAAACCACACCUAGUGCAACCGAAAAUUCCAGGAGUAAUUAAAGCUACUGAAUCUAUAGUCAACGCCAAGGUCAUGGCCAAGGAUGAGCAACUUGUUUCUAAAGAAUUUUUUGACAAGGAAUUAAAAAAAUUGCACGAACUGAAGAUUGAAUUACAAAGUGCGGAAAGGUUGCAUGAAAAAAUAGCACAGAGUUUACCUGAUGGAGGGCAGCAGCUUUCUCUCCGAAUUGAGCGCUUGCGCCAUGAUUUUCAUAUUAAAUCUAGGUAUGUAACUACGCUAAAAGUUGAAGAUGCCGUCGCUUCAAGCUCAAACCAUCAAAUUCAAAAUAAAGUAGAUCCACUGAGCUGGGAAGACCUCUCGAAGGCUGUAAAUCAAAUUCAACCUACACAUACGGGCAAGCAAGGUCUGGCCACAUUCAAUGCGCAACGCGAAUUGACAGUUGAACGCCUAAAGGAUAUUCAUAGCUCGUUGAAGUCGUGUCCUACUGAAGAUGUACUUGCUGAAGAUCCAGUUGGUUUACAUGUAACUCUAAUGGAUCACCAGAAACAUGCACUGGCUUGGAUGACUUGGCGCGAAAACCAACGACCUCGUGGUGGUAUUCUUGCUGAUGAUAUGGGUUUAGGAAAGACCCUAACAAUGAUAUCACUAGUCCUUGCCUCAAAGAACUGUCCAGAGCAAGAAAGUAAUAUUGAAAAUGAUGAUUUGAGUGAAUUGGAAAAUGAAAAUGAGGGCUGGACAUCGAAAGGUCGACGAAAUUUUUACCCAGGAGGUACAUUGGUCAUUUGUCCAGCGAGCUUAAUUCGCCAAUGGGAGGGAGAAGUUGAGAGUAAAGUCAAGCGUCACAAGCUAACUGUUUGUGUCCAUCACGGUAAUAAUCGUGAUUCCAAACCAAAACAUUUGCGUACCUACGAUAUUGUCAUUACUACUUACAAUAUUGUGUCGCGUGAACAAAAAUCUCAAGGUGCGCUAUUUGGUAUUAAAUGGCAGCGUAUAAUACUUGACGAAGCUCAUGUGAUACGCAACCAUAAAGCGCAAAUGUCAAUGGCUGUAUGUGCCCUAAGUGGCAAAAAUAAAUGGGCUCUGACCGGUACGCCUAUACAAAAUAAAGAAAUGGAUGCCUAUGCGCUAAUAAAGUUUCUGCGAUGUUCACCAUUUGACGAACUACCUCACUGGAAAAAGUGGAUUGAUAACAAGAGUGCGGGAGGUCAACAACGCUUAAAUGCCUUGAUGAAAUCACUUAUGCUUCGGCGUACCAAAGUGAUGCUUCAAGAGCGCGGAGCUCUAAAUUGUUUGCCAGAGAAACGCAUGGAGCUUAUCGAAGUAAGCUUAGAUAAAGACGAAAUGAAUGUUUAUCAGAAGAUAAUGGUAUACUCGCGCACACUAUUUGCGCAAUUUCUGCUACAAAGAGCCGAACGAGAGACGGGUGUUAUGUACAGAGAGGAUAGUAAUCGCCCCACUUUUAGACAAACCAAAGAUCCGAAUGGUGCGUACUACAAAGUACAUGAGAAAUUCACAAAACUGCAUCGUGGCCAAAAGGAUGUGAAAUCGCACGAAAUUUUAUUGUUGCUGUUAAGGCUGCGCCAAAUUUGUUGCCACCCAGGUUUAAUUGAUGCGAUGCUUGACGAUGCUGAUAACGCCGAGAAUAUGGAAAGCGAAAGUGAAGAUGAAAAGCUAAAAAUUGAUUUACUUGAGCAGUUGAACAACUUGGCAAUCAAUGACAGCUCAGAAAAUCGUAGUUUGGAAGGUGAUAAAGGGCUAAAACCUGAGGAAGAAGUUAUUGCCAAAGCUUCAGCGAAAGUCUUACAACGCAGAAAUCCAAUAUUUAAUAUAAAGCGACCAUCAUCAAAAAUCAAAAAGGUUCUUGAAAUUUUGAAACAUCGUGUUCUGAAUGGAAAUGACAAGGCUAUUGUAGUCUCGCAAUGGACGAGCGUUCUGAAUAUACUGAAGUUACAUUUGGAGGAACAGGGUAUCGGAACGUUGUCUCUUAAUGGCACUAUACCCGUCAAGAACCGUCAAGAGAUUGUCACAAAUUUUAAUAAUGCAAAUAUUAACAAGCGAAUUCUGCUACUUUCGCUAACAGCAGGGGGAGUAGGUUUAAACUUAGUCGGCGCUAAUCAUUUGUUAAUGAUCGACUUGCAUUGGAAUCCGCAAUUAGAAGCACAGGCGCAAGAUCGCAUUUAUCGUGUUGGGCAAAAGAAAAAUGUGGUUAUUUAUAAAUUCAUGUGCAAGGACACUGUAGAAGAGCGCAUAAGAGCAUUGCAGGAGCAUAAAAUGUCGAUAGCAGAUGGUGUACUUACGGGUGCGCGUUCGGCAGAGGGUAGCAAACUUACUAUGGAAGAUCUCAGGGGUCUUUUUGGCAUGUAAUUAAUUUUAUGUUCGGAAGAUAACAGGGGUUUUUUUUUAGCUUGUAAUUAUUUUUAUGUUUCAGUAUUCUAUUUUAAAUAUUCCAAUGAACACAUUUUUUUGAUAUGUUAUUUUUUAUGUCUUUAUGAACCGCUUAGUUAAUACGUGAAUAAAUACAUACAUAAUUAAAAAUAAA
Anastrepha obliqua is the source of this 3506-nucleotide messenger RNA. It is a transcript of the gene lds, whose product is annotated as transcription termination factor 2. The record is from RefSeq and is a predicted model, not a curated record. Gene Ontology annotation, molecular function: ATP-dependent chromatin remodeler activity; ATP binding. Bases 101 to 3331 code for a protein of 1076 amino acids. The transcript has 6 exons. Lineage: Eukaryota; Metazoa; Arthropoda; Insecta; Diptera; Tephritidae.